This is a messenger RNA of Zygosaccharomyces rouxii, 2760 nucleotides long. RefSeq names its product Imh1p (gene IMH1). Lineage: Eukaryota; Fungi; Ascomycota; Saccharomycetes; Saccharomycetales; Saccharomycetaceae. The record is from RefSeq and is a predicted model, not a curated record. The coding region runs from base 1 to 2760 and encodes 919 amino acids. Gene Ontology annotation, cellular component: Golgi apparatus. The transcript has a single exon.
AUGUUCAAACAGUUGUCUCAGAUUGGUAAAAAUCUGAGUGACGAAUUCGCUAGAGGAGUUUCAGAGGAUCUACACCCUUCGCAAGACCAUCAUUCAAAUGACGAUAGCGGUUUACCUCCAGAUGUGGUAUUGAAACUAAGGAAAUUUGAGAAAUAUGAAGAUAAAUAUCCAAAACUUUUAUCGGCUUACAAGGGGGAAAGAUUAAAGUUGGAAAGGGCGGCAGAAAUUGAGAAAGUCCUGACUGAAUAUACACCUAUUUCAAGUUUUGAUGAUGCUGAAUCAUUAGCAGCUUUCUUUAAAGAUAUGAAUGAGAAGCAAAAUCUGCUUAACAAUGAAAUUAAGAGACUGUUGACUGAGGGUUCAAAAAAGAACCAAAUUCAACAAGAGGAGCAAAGUACAGAUCAAUCUUUAAACAAAGAGGGAUACGAAGAGCAUAUUAGUAAAUUAAAAGAUGAAAUUACACAAUCUGGAACGAAACACGGUGAUGAAUUGAAGAAGUUAAAUGAAAAAUUGGAAACAACAAAUAAAGACUUUGAAAAGUUGAAAAGUGAAAAGGAUUCUCUAGUAAAUUCCUAUGAAAUGAACGUUUCCAAGAUCAAAGAGGAAUUACAUGGAUUGAAAGAUGAAAGUGAAAGUCGUGAGAAAUCAUAUAAUGAAACCAUCGAAAAUCUAGAGACAGAGAACAAAUCAUCACAGAAGAAGAUAGAAGAAUUAGAGCAGAACCUCGCUGAAAGAGAAUCCACUAUCAAGGAAUUGAGAAAUCAAAUUGAACAGAAUCUGCAGAAAAUUGAAAGUUUGGAGAAGGAAAUAAGUUCUUCUGCUAACGAAAUUCCGAUUUCAAAUACAGAAAACCUACCAUCAUCUACAUCAAAAAGCAGUGCUAAAAGGAAGAAAAAGAACAAUAAGAAAAAAUCUGCUCCCAACGGUAGUAAUACUACGGAGGAAACACCUGUUGCUGAUGGUGGUGAAGAAGAACACCUCGAGGCCAAAUACAAGGAAGUUUGCGCAAAAUUGGAAUCCACUAAGGCUAGUCUAAAUGCAGAUUGGCAAGGCAGAUAUGAUGCUUUGAAAGCUAAACUUAAGACUUCUGUUCAUUCGAAGGAUGAUUUCAAGGAGAAAUUGGAAAAAUUAGAAAAGGAAUACGGACAAUUGGAAGAAGAGUUAAGCAAAUCUAAAGACGUGAUAAAAGAAAAACAAUCUGAAAUUGAAGAGACUAGAGAUAUGAUGAAGAUUAUAGGAAACGAACUAGUGGAUGCAAAGGACAAAUUAAAAGAGUCAUCUGGUGUAGAUAAGGAAGAUAUGGCCCAUUUGGAGGACGAGUUGAGGAAAGCACGUACCGAGUUAUCCUCUUUAACUGAGAAAUUGGCGGAGAAGGAAAAUGAAUUGACCUCUACCCUAUCAAGUAUGAAUCAGGAACUAGAUUCCCUAAGAACCUCUUCCUCCUCUAAUGAGAAGCAGCAGAAACAACUAACUGAAAGCUUGAAUAAAUUGAAGACAGAAAACUCUACGCUGGCUGAACAAGUUAAAGAGUUUGAAAAUUUAAAAAGAACUCAUUCCUCUUUAAGAACAUCAAUGAUACAAAAGGAGAAGACAAUUGUAUAUCUGGAACAACAAGUCAAAACAUAUAGUGAAAAUGUCGAAACAACCAAGAAGACUACAGAAGGUAUCAGGCGAGAAAAUAAACGAUUAUUAGAUUCUUUAGAAAGCUUGAAGAAGGAUUAUGAAAUUUUGAAAGCCGAUGCAAAAGGUAAGAGUGGAUCUUUCGAAAAGUAUGUCAAGGAAAAUGGCCAGCUCUCUGAACGACUAGCUAUGCUUCAAGACAAAUACGAAACAUUACAAAGUUUGAAGAGUAACUCCAGCGAACAAACUGAUUCUAUCAAGAGACAAUGUGAGGAGUUAACCGUCAAACUAAAAGAAGCUAAUAAGAAAAUCUUCUCCUUGGAAGAUGAAGUGGCGGAAUAUUCUAAUACCAUACACGAUAAGACUAGAGAAAUAAACAACAUGCGAAGACAUAUUUCGGAAAAUUCAAAUGGCGAGACUGCAAAGGAAAGGGAAUUGAAGGAGAAAUUAACUUACGAGACUGAUGAGAAGCUCAAGUUGCAGAAUGAGCUCACCUUACAAGCUACCAGAAAAUCGAGGGACCUCCAAGAUUGGAAACAAGCAAAUGCUGAGCUCAAGUCAGAGCUUCAUAGGUUGCAACUAAGGGAAAAAGAGCUUCAAGCGGAUAUCGAAACCCUGAAGUCUUUGAACAAAAACUUGCAGAACCACACUGGGUCUUCAGAGGAAGACUCAAACGAAUUGGAAAAACUGGCAGUGAGUUUGAAAGAAUCUUUAUCUAAGGCGGAUCAAAAGAUUCGUGAACUACAAGAGACUAAUGAGAAUCUAAUGCAUACAAACGACGAUGUGAAUGAGAAACUUAGUCGAUUAUCCAAGAAUUACAAGACUCUAUCGAAACAGUUGAGUGAGCUGAAGGAGACUAAUAGGAGUGGAGCAAGGUCAAGUAGAGCCAGUUCGAUAACUUCCAAUGGUGAAAACCAACCGGCAGGUCAUCUUUCUCGCCAAUCAUCAUUUUCUUCCAAUAGAACUAUACUACCGCCAGAAACUGUUUCUGAAAUGAAUGAUAAAGUUGCCUAUAUUAAAAAUGUUUUACUAGGAUUUUUGGAACACAAGGAUCAAAGAGUUCAAUUGUUACCAGUUGUUUCAACUUUGCUGCGGUUUGAUAGCAAUGAUGAAAAGAGAUUAAUGAUGUCGCUUAAAUAA